AUGCCUAAACGGCGAGGUAGUCUAAGGCGUGAAAUUUCUCGAAAUGCCGUCGCUAAACGAUGGAUGAGUGAAAAAACAUCUGCAUGGCAAGGAGAGAUAUUCGAGAAAGACCUCGAAAAGAAAAUCGGCAUAAAAGCUAUGCAAGAAGAGAACGAUGAUGGUGAAGACAUGAUGGCGAUGGUGAAAAUAGAUCUGAAAACUAUUGGCGAUCUAUUUAACUUGUGCAAAAAGGAAUGUGGAUCGCGAAAAUUGUCUGUAUUGCUUUAUAUGCUUAUGAGAAAAUUAGGUCAUUCGUGGCGUUCUACGGAUCAAAUCCUUGAUAGUAUUGGGGCAUAUCGUUGUCAAGCGGCAAACAAAUGGGCAGAUAUGUUCUUGAUGGGAGAUUUCGAGAUAUUUGCUCAUGAUGGUCGAGGUGGAAAGCAUUCAGAUUCAUUUUAUGAUGUUUUUCCAGAAUUGGAGUCCGUAGGAAGAGCGUUUGUCGUUGAUGCCUGUUCUCGUAAAGAAGCUGACUUUACUGCGACAGAUUUAGCCAAAUUUAUUGAUACCAAAUACUAUGAACUCACUCAAACAGUGAAAAACGAUGACAAAUCGAUUCGAUCAUAUGAAGCUUGUCGUAUUGAUUUAAGACGAUGGGGAGCAAAAUUUCAAGCAAACAGUCAAAGACCAUAUUUUGAAGGUCACGAAAGGAACGAUGUAGUUGCACAUCGAGAGAAAUUCAUUUCCUAUUUUCUGAACCGAACAGACAAUUAUUAUACGAUAUCAGAUGGAGAAAAUCCGAUUUGGCAGAUGCCGUCUGGAAAACCAUGUAUUAUCAUCUACCAUGAUGAAUCAACUUUUCGAAGCGGUGAUAUAUCACCAAAACGAUGGACGAUUGACGAAAGUACACCUUUCUUCAGCAAAGGUCGAGGUCGAAGUCAUAUGGUGUCAGAUUUUCUAGUUUCUCACCCAUCUGGACCAUUUUUUUCUUUAUCUUCAAUAGAGUUUGAAGAGGCAAAGAUAAAAUAUCCGAGUCUUUUACUGGGCAUUGAUUCGAAGUAUGUUGGUUAUUCAGCUAUUGCUGGAAUCAACGUCGGCGAGCAUGCCUACUUUGACAACGAGGCAAUUAUCGAACAAUUCGAAAGAUUAUUUCAGAUGCUUCAAUUCAAAGUUGCUUUCCAGGGACAUGAAAUCGAGAUUGUUGUAGAUAAUGCAAGAACACAUUCGGCGAAAGAGUAUUCACUGAACGACUUCGGAAAAGGAAUCGGAACUCGAUGUCCAGUAAAUACAAUAGAAUAUGUUAAUAAUCAAGGAGAAAAUAUUAAAAUUUCGUGCUAUUUUUCGAAAGGACUACAUAAAGGCAAGUCUAAUGGAUUGUUGUUGUUAGCAAAGGAGAUGAAAUUUAUUGUUGAUGACUCAAUCAAGUUAGAAGAUCUAAAAUUGAUGUUAUCUAGCCAUUUGGCGUUUCAAAACGCUACCAAACUUGAAAAGCUCGCUUUGAAAUAUCAUGUAAAAAUUAUCUUUACUCCUAAGUUCCAUUGUGAACUGAAUCCGAUAGAAGGUCUCUGGUGUCACAUGAAGCAAUACGUUCGCAAGAAGAAUGAUCAAACAUUUUCCACCAUGCUCAAGCUUAUUCCAGAUUCAAGGACGAAUUUUUCUCAAAAGCAAAUCCAACUCAAGCUAAUUCGAAGAUUUUGGAAGGCUCUAUAAAGGGUGGUCCAGAAGUCCUGACUCGAUUUGUAUAAUGAAUUUUUCAUUGUUAAAGAAUAUGUUUAAAAAUUUGUCUCUAUGGUAAAAAGAUACAGCAAAAGAUGCUCUACAAAACUGCCUAUGAUCAACACCACCCAAUUCAUCCAGUAAGAAAAUUAUUUGUUUAGAAAUACAUAUUAAAAAAACGUGCUAAUUAAUUGGUGAUAUUCAUCUUAUACAGCAGAUGAAUUUUGAAUCAUUAC
Molecule: messenger RNA, 1928 nt
Organism: Rotaria sp. Silwood2
Lineage: Eukaryota; Metazoa; Rotifera; Eurotatoria; Philodinida; Philodinidae
Source: the annotation of a GenBank genome assembly